AUGCCACGGGGGGAGUCGGGAGGGGCGGACGAGCCCGAGGGCUCCGCGCCGGGCAGGGCAGAGCCCGAGGGAGAGGCGGCGGCAGCGGCGGGGACAGAGCCCCGGGACGCGGCCGAAGGUCCGAACGGGACAGAGCCCGAGGACGCGGUGAUGGCCCCGGCGGGGACGGAGCACGAAGAAGGGGCCCCGGUGGGGAAAGAGCCCGAGGACGCGGCCGUGGUUCCGAAGGGGACAGAGCCCGAGGACGCAGAGGGGACAGAGCCCGGGGAGGCGUCGGGGACAGGCCCCAAGGAUGAGGUGCAGGAGGCAGCCCCGACGGGCGCAGUCCCCGAGGAGGCUCUGGGGACGGUCCCCGAGGAUGUGCGGGAGGCAACCCCGAGGGAGCCGGUCCCCCAGGAUGAGGGGCAGGAGGGAACCCCGGCUGGGACAGUCCCUGAGGAAGGGGCGGCCCCGGCGGGGACAGUCCCCGAGGAUGCGGUGCGGGAGGAAAGCCCGGCUGGGACAGAGCCCGAGAAUGCGCUGGGGACAGUCCCCGAGGCUGAGGGGCAGGAGGGAGUCCCUGCGGGGACAGUCCCUGAGGAUGCGGUCCGGGAGGAAGCCCCGUCGGGGAUAGACCCUGAGGAUGCGGUGCGGGAGGCGGCCCCGGCUGGGACAGGGCCCGAGGAGGUGCGGGAGGAAGCCCUGGCUGGGACAAUCCCUGAGGAUGCGGGGCAGGAGGAAAUCCCGGCAGGGACAAUCCCUGAGGAUGCGGGGCAGGAGGAAAUCCCGGUGGGGACAAUCCCUGAGGACGUGGGGCAGGAUGCGGCCCCCUCGGGGACUAUCCCUGAGGAUGCAGGGCAGGAUGUAGCCCCGCCGGGGACAAUCCCUGAGGAUGCGGUGCGGGAGGAAACCCCG
Messenger RNA from Neopelma chrysocephalum (saffron-crested tyrant-manakin), 894 nucleotides. RefSeq names its product skin secretory protein xP2-like. The record is from RefSeq and is a predicted model, not a curated record. The transcript is spliced from 2 exons. The annotation marks the transcript as partial. Lineage: Eukaryota; Metazoa; Chordata; Aves; Passeriformes; Pipridae.